Leptonychotes weddellii (Weddell seal) is the source of this 4057-nucleotide messenger RNA. The record is from RefSeq and is a predicted model, not a curated record. NCBI's taxonomy places the organism in Eukaryota, Metazoa, Chordata, Mammalia, Carnivora, Phocidae.
UCAAGUCACUUCCCUGAGGCGUUUGCACCAGCAGGUGGUGUGUUCAAGAUUGGGAUUCAGCCCACGCUUCCAGCAGCAGUGGUACGUGCCUCCCGGUCAGUCUGGAAGCAAAAGCAGAAUGCAGGUCCACUUGUGAUACACGUUUCGUUUGCCUGGGGCGGGGGCUGUGGAGGCGGGAGAUGCCUUUGUAUCAGAGGCUGUUUGGGAAGGUUUUCCUGGGAGGGAUAGCCCUCACGUCAGCUGUCAGCCUAAAGUAAAACCGGAUGGGUGGUUCUAAAUGUCAUACAUAUACUGCUAGUUCCCAAUACACCCAGCCAGCUUCAGCCUUUCUCUUGAAUUUUGGACCUAUAUAUCCAAAAGCUCUGAUUCUCCACUUGUAAAUCUAAUGGGCAUCCUAAAUACAGCAUGUACAAAAACAGCUUUUAAUUUUUACCCUUCAGAUGUAAGUCUUAUCCUUUAGAGUGAAUGGAAGUUUCCUCAUCUCAGUAGCUUGGCGCAAAAAUCUUGGUGUCUCAUCCCAGACCUAAUUCCUUGGCAAAUCCUGUUGACUAUACCUUUGAAAUGCAUCUAGAAUCUGAUCACUUAUCACCUGCUCCCACCACUCUGGUCCAAGAUACUGUCAUCUCUGGUGGAUUAUUGCUAGAGCCUUCCAACUGGUUUUCCUGUUAAAUCCUUACACUCCCCACUCCCACCCCUCGUCUGUUCUCAAAGCAGCAGCUGGAGAAGCCACAUGGCAGGUCAUAUCACUGCCCAGAUCUUCCAGAUGCUUCCCAACUCAGAGUAAAAGCCCAAGUUCUAUAGCCUAUGAGGCACCCCACCCUCCUCUCUCUUGCCCUCCCCUACUCCACUCUCUGGCCUCCUUGCCCUUAACUUGAACACAUCAGGUGGGCCAUCACUUCAGAACCUUUGCACUUUUGCAUUACCCUUCCUGGGAUGUAUCUCCCCUAAUAUCCACAUAGUGUCUGCCCUCACUCCAUCUAGACCUCUGCUUUGGUGUUGCUUUAUCAAAGGUGUCUUCUCUGGCCACCCUGUUUAAAAUAUCUCCUACCACCAGCUGCUGCCCUCAUGCUGUUCAUUUUUUCUGUCCCUUAGCAUCACCUGACACAGGCGUUUUGUCUGUCAACCUCCCUACUUGUUUGUGCACCAUCCUAGAGUAGGAGCCUGGAUUGCUUGUCCUCAGCUGUGUGCCCACUCUCCAGGACCUCCAAGGUGGACCUGAGAUGCAGCCUAUUGUCUACUCCGGUGCACUGCUGGGGCCAUCACGUGGUGGCCUUAGGAUGCGUUUCGCCCGCCUCCUUGGGGCAAGCUAAGAGAUCCAAUGAUGGCUGUCAAGCAGCUCCUUCCUGCUGGGCCCCAGGUCUUAGUUUCCUUUGAGGACGUGGCUGUGUUCCUCUCCCGGGAGGAGUGGGGCUGUCUGGGCCCUGCUCAGAGGGGCCUCUACAGUAAUGUGAUGCUGGAGACCUACAGAAACCUGAUCUCACUGGGACUUCAAGGUUCCAAACCUGAUGUCAUCUCCAGGCUGGAGAAGGGGGAAGAGCCAUGGGCCCCAUACUCACCGAAAAUUGAGGAGGGCUGGAUCCGGAGUCACAGGAGUGAAAGUUUUGAGUCUCGGACGGGGAAGAAGGGAUUGACUCCAAAACAGGAAAUUUCCAAAGCAGCGGGAUCCCAGAGAGCAAAAUCAGAAGAACAUGUAAGGAAUAUUUCCAAGGAACCUGAUUUUGAAGAGAUGAGUAAAACUGAGGGAAAGUUAAAGAAUUGCUGGAGAAAAUCUGCAGAGGAAAGACUUAAGAAAUCCUUCUCCCAGAAGAACAAUUCCAGGCCAGUGACAUUAACAUGUAGGAAAACCCCUAUUGGAGGGGAAGGCCAGAAAUCCAGUUCUGUGGAGGUAAACUGCACUGCAGACCCAAACUCUUUUGGAUUUCAUAGAGCAUCUAGAGGGGAGAGUCUCCACCAGAAUGUGCCAUGUAUGGAUGACUUUAAAGAAAGUCAGGACCUCAUUAAUCUCCAGUGUUUCCAUCUAGGAGAAAUAGCCUGUCAGACAGAUGUGUUUGUGAAAGUGCCCAGGCAGAGUUCAGUUCUUAGUGAGAAUCAGAGGGUUAACAAUCCAGAGAAAUUCUUUGAGUGUACUGAGUGUGGAGUACCUUUCAGCCCGAGUACAGCACUUUCUCAGCAUCAGAGAAGUCACUCUGGAGAGAAGCCCUGUGAGUGUGGUAGAUGUGGAAAAAUUUCCCGCCACUGCUCUGUCCUCAGCCAACAUCAGAGAGUUCACUGUGGAGAGAAGCCCCACACUUGUGCUGAGUGUGGCAAAUCUUUCAGGGCUCAUUCCUAUUUCAUUCAGCUCUAUAACACUUACACUGGAGAAAGACCUUAUGAAUGCAGUGAAUGUGGGAAAGCUUUCAGUGCACGUUCAUCUUACAGUCAACAUCUUAAAAUUCAUAUGGGGCAGAAACCUCAUGAGUGUAAUCAGUGUGGGAAGGCCUUUAGUCAUAGCUCUAACCUGAUUCAUCAUCAGAGAAUUCAUAGUGGAGAGAAACCAUACAAGUGUAAGGAAUGUGGGAAGGCUUUCAGUAGACACUCACACCUCUUUCAGCAUGAGAGAACUCAUUCUGGAGAGAAACCUUAUAACUGUACUGAGUGUGGCAAAGCCUUCAGUGCACGAUUAUCUCUCAUUCAACAUCAGAGAACUCACACAGGAGAAAAACCCUAUGAAUGCAAUGAAUGUGGGAAAUCCUUUAGCCUGAACCGAACCCUUACUGUUCAUCAGAGAAUUCACACUGGAGAGAAACCUUAUAGGUGUAAUGAAUGUGGAAAAUCUUUCAGUCAGCGCUCCCAAGUCAUUCAGCACAAGAGAAUUCAUACUGGAGAGAAGCCUUACGUUUGCGAUGAGUGUGGAAAAUCAUUCAGUGCUCGCCUGUCCCUCAUCCAGCAUCAGAGAAUUCACACUGGAGAAAAACCUUAUGGAUGCAGUGAGUGUGGGAAAACCUUCAGCCAAAAGGGACAUCUGAUUCAGCAUCAGCGAAUUCACACUGGAGAGAAACCCUAUGAGUGUAAUGAGUGUGGAAAAGCCUUCAGCCAGAGUUUUAAUCUUAUUCAUCAUCAAAGGACACACAAUGGUGAGAAGCCCUAUGAAUGUAAUGAGUGUGAUAAAGCCUUCAGUGUGCUCUCUUCCCUUGUUCAACAUCAGAGAGUCCAUAAUGGUGAGAAGCCCUAUGAGUGUCACAAAUGCGGGAAGGCCUUUAGCCAGGGCUCACACCUCAUUCAGCAUCAGAGGAGCCACACUGGAGAGAAACCCUACGAGUGUAACAAGUGUGGGAAAACCUUUGGGCAGAUAUCCACCCUAAUUAAGCAUGAGAGAACACACAAUGGAGAGAAACCCUAUGAGUGUGGUGACUGUGGGAAAGCCUUCAGCCAGAGCGCACACCUCGUCCGCCAUCGAAGGAUUCACACUGGAGAGAAUCCCUACGAGUGCAGUGACUGUGGGAAGGCCUUCAAUGUCCGCUCCUCUCUCGUCCAGCAUCGCAGAAUUCAUACGGGGGAGAAGCCUUAUGAAUGUGAAGAGUGUGGCAAGGCCUUCAGUCAGCAUUCACAAUUUAUUCAGCAUCAGAGGAUUCACACUGGAGAGAAACCCUACAUAUGCAAUGAAUGUGAGAAAGCCUUCAGUGCACGUUUAUCCCUUAUCCAACACAGGAGAAUUCACACAGGAGAGAAACCUUACAAAUGCACUGAAUGUGGAAAGUCCUUCAGACAAAGCUCUCACCUUAUUCGACAUCAGAGAGUUCACAGUGGAGAGCGACCUUAUGUGUGUAAUGAAUGUGGGAAAACUUUUAGUCAGAGAAUAACUCUUACCAGUCAUGAGAAAAUUCACACUGGAGAGCAAGCCUAUAAGUGCAUUAAACGUGGGGCCCUCUUUAGUGCACAGGCAGCUUUCAUUCAGCACCAUAAAGUUCACAGUGGAGAAUAACUGCUUUAUUCGAUAAAGUCUUCACUGUUUUACAACAGGAGCAGUAUACUGAUGGGAAAGCCAUUCAUUGCUUUUACAGCUUUCAUUUUGGAGAUU